Megachile rotundata (alfalfa leafcutting bee) is the source of this 3033-nucleotide messenger RNA. It is a transcript of the gene m, whose product is annotated as zona pellucida domain-containing protein miniature. The record is from RefSeq and is a predicted model, not a curated record. Lineage: Eukaryota; Metazoa; Arthropoda; Insecta; Hymenoptera; Megachilidae.
CGGAACCGUAAACCGGUGUGGUUACGCAUUCUUUCGUGGUGGACAGAUAGAAGGAGGAACGAGAACGAGGGAAAGGUGGAGGUAGACAACCGGCCGAGGAGAGGACAAAUUGACGAACGUACGUCGGGGAGCCUUUUGACGGAAUACGUUGUUGGUGCCGGUGCCGUUGCCGUUACCUGCCCGUUAUCGAUGCUCGCCUGCGUCCAACGGGAGUUUGUCCCUAUAUCCGCACCACGCUCGAACGUAGGGCAACUACGCGCGAUUCGAUCGGUUACUUAUUGACUGUGAAUCGUCGACGAAUACGGGUAAUCGCGGGCACCGAUACAAUCGGUCGCCUCAAUUUGCGGUGUGCCAGUCGAAUGCGAUGAUCGCGUAAACGAUCACAGCCACGGGAUUCUCCGGUGAAUUGUGUUGAGUGACGGAUCUCGUUACACGCCCAGGAACACCAAACUGUUCGGACCUGACCGACAGACACGGAUGAUACAUCGUUUGGAUCCAACGGGCGAGAAGAGGAACUGAGGAACCUAUAUUCCAGAGGGUUUCCACGGGAGGGGUUGAUAAGGAGAUAACAAGGCUGCCGGGAUGCGGCACGAGGAGCCGCUAAGCUGCAGCUAACACGUGGCGACUCCGCACGCACUCCGCGAUCGCUAGGGAAGCGUAUCUCAUCGUGAGAGGCUGGGACCUCCAGGAUGCCAGGGGUGUGGAGGUUGCUACGUAUGCUGAUCUAUAUGGUGGUUGGCUUGAAGAGCGUCGGUAGCAACGGCGACAUUUGGCCGCUGGAGAGGCCAGAGGGAAUGCCGGCCAUACAAUCCCUCGAAGUGAUGUGCGGAAAGGAUCACAUGGACGUGCAUCUCUCGUUUUCACAACCCUUUGAAGGGAUCGUGUCGUCCAAGGGCCAACACGCCGAUCCACGAUGCGUCUACGUUCCACCGUCUACCGGGCAGACUUUCUUCUCCUUUCGGAUAGCUUACGCGAGAUGCGGCACCAAGCCAGACAUGCAUGGACAAUUCUACGAGAAUACCGUUGUCGUCCAGUACGACAAGGAUUUACUGGAGGUCUGGGACGAGGCCAAACGAUUACGAUGCGAAUGGUUCAACGAUUACGAAAAGACCGCCUCGAAACCGCCAAUGGUGAUCGCGGAUCUGGACGUUAUACAGUUAGACUUCCGAGGCGACAACGUGGACUGUUGGAUGGAAAUACAGCAUGGCAAGGGACCUUGGGCACCCCCGGUUUCCGGUAUAGUGCCCCUUGGAUCCACGCUCACCCUGGUCGUCGCCAUAAACGACUAUCGAGGAGAGUUCGACAUGCGAGUAAAAUCCUGCGUGGCCUCCGACGGAGGAGGACACACGAUACAACUGAGCGACGAGUUCGGCUGCGUGCUCAGGCCAAAGAUGAUUAGCCGAUUCCUGAAGGCACGGGGCUCCGACGACCGCGCAACAGUCAUCACUUACGCCUUCUUCCACGCGUUCAAGUUCCCCGACGCGUUGAGCGUCCACAUCAAGUGCAAGGUCGAGAUCUGUCGUCACGGGUGUCUGGAUCACUGUCAGCUCAGCGGAUCCGUCGGCCACUACAUCCAGGAGCGAAAGGAUCAGAUACGACCGCAGUACCCGCAGACCACGGCGCCGCCCAUCGUUCACAGCAACGACGACAACAACAGCGCGGACAAGAUUAACGAAAACGUGGGAGGAGCUGAACAGGCUGACGGUUCCCUUUACGAUGAUAUCAUUCAGGAUGGUGACGAGAUGACCUCGAUAGGGGGGCAUUUUCUGGGGGUCGAGAAGUCAGUGCCGAAGGCUCAGGCGCAGACUAGUAACCGGCUACCAGCGCCGGUUGUCGAGACACCGAGUGAAGAGGCGCAUCAGGAGGAUGGAGAUCUUAGCAGACCAUUUUUAGAGCCUCCAAGAGUAACGCGAUACGAGGGUGAGCCAGACCAGUUCCCGCACGGUCCCCGCAACCUGGAGGGCGACAGUGCAAUCCCUGUAACGCCUCUAUCAUCAGCGAACGGCCGACGAAAGCGUUCGGUGGUGGUGUCCGACCGAAAGACCCGCAGCGCCGACGUCGGUGUGAGCGGCCUAUACGAGGUGAUCUCCGAGGCUGAUUUGGCCUUCAGCCCGGACACUCACGCGGAGGCGGUGACCGUCUUCCAAGGUAGAAUCCGCGAGGAAGUGGUUUAUGGUAUCUGCCUGCCGAUGCCCGGUUUCAGCGCGUUGUUCAUCGUGGUGGCGCUCUCCGCGGUCGUUUCCGCUCUCGUAGCCGGCGCGAUGCUGCACCGGCUGCAGGCGCAGCGCGAGGCUGCCGACAGCAGAAAGAACAAUAGAGCAGUGCACUCGACCAACGGUUGGCUACCUUACGGGUUGCUGCGCGUACGUUGCACGGCGAGACCAGCUCAUCCGGAACAAAUUCAACAAAAACAAACGAAUCCAGUCGCCACGAGCCCCGCGGUCGAGAGAGGUUGACGAUUCGUGGACUUUUACGCUACGACUGUGUGUGUGACGCUCCACGAAAGACAAUGUGCAAUAAUACGCUGUACAAAGUAUUUUAAGUGCGUUCUAUCACGCGCGACAAUAUUUCGUUGAUCACCAUUAAGUCGCUUGAUUACGUCGGGACGGAUGGGAGGUUGACCUAACUGGAACGUGAACUGUUUUUGGAAUGUACGCCUGAUGAGAAGUCUGAUGGAGGGGCACAGUCGCAGGGAUUUAACUGUAACUUUGGUCGAGCUAACGAGACUGAAAUUGGGGAGCUUGCAAUUGUGCUCGAGGGACUUCUUGUGAGGCGUGCGGUUGGAUUGAAAGGGAGGGAUGUGUAUCUAUUUUUAGUGGGCUUAUGGGGAAUCUAGGGUAGAGUCUUGAUAAUUGAGAAUGGAAGUUAAUAUGUAUGCAAUCGUUGAGAUUUGUGUAGUUAACGAAAUCAGUUACUUUAUAUUAAAUAUAUAAUUAUGUAGGAACCGCAUAGUAUUUAAGAAGAAUAUAAGAAAAGUAUUUAUUUUAAAAAUAUGUCUAUUGGUUAACAGAGUUGUCUGCAUGUAUCAGUAAG